Molecule: messenger RNA, 2082 nt
Organism: Aspergillus nomiae NRRL 13137
Lineage: Eukaryota; Fungi; Ascomycota; Eurotiomycetes; Eurotiales; Aspergillaceae
Exons: 3
Coding region: 1-2082 (693 amino acids)
Molecular function (GO): protein binding
Source: RefSeq, a predicted model, not a curated record
AUGUUCAACAGCAGCCCGCAUUGCAUCAUCUGUGGUGCAAAGAUUACAUAUCGUGACCGCAAAGUCUCUUGGAAAAGAAACUUUCGUGCAAUUAGAUGUGAUGGCAAUUCUCAGUUAGAUGGGAAGCCUUUCGUUACAGGAGUGGGCAGCUAUGUCCCUCCAGAGAUCCUUUACAACUGUGCUGCACCUUCUUCUGCAGAACAGCGAUGGGAUGAUAACUUUGUUUGGACAGAGGAGGACUCAUUUCCCCCGCUGAUAGGUGACACACUCCAUCCGCAACCUGGGUUUCUUUUCCAUGAAUCGUGCUGGGAACUACUACGGGGCAUGCUUCACCCCCAUGCCGUUCCUAUCCAGCGGUUGUAUGAUAUUUGCCUCUCAUGUCCAGCGCACACAGAAGGAUGGUUGGAUUGGGGACAUAACUACGGUGGGCUCAUGGACCAACGUCCCGUUGGGGGCUAUCCAUGGGAAGACGUAUAUAUUGCGGGCUAUAUAAGACGGUUCCUAUGGGACAAGAGUUCUCCCUUGACGCUGGCCACGUCAGAUCCACUAGACGUAUUGGAGGUGCAGCAAGCGCUUGUUGGUUCUCAGGAUAGACGAGAGAAUACAACAAUGACCAGUUUGAUAUCAUCCGUUUCGAUAACCACCGCUGAUUGUUUUCAAAAGCUUCCCCAAGAAAUCCUGGAGCAAAUCCAGAUGCUUCUACCAUCUCGCAGUGUUGCUGACGUGCGUUUAGCAUCAAGGUCGUUCGCUGCAUUGCCGCUCACGCAGUCAUUUUGGGCUUCAAGGUUUGCUUGCCAUCAAGAGCGUGGGUAUUGCUUCGAGGCUAGGGAUUCACUAUAUAGUGGAGCUCACGCACUGCGCUGCAGGAAUUGGAGGGCUUUCUUCGAGGAUACAGCAGUGACACCAGAUUCAUCUAAUGAGUUGAAGAAUCGAAAGCGGAUCUGGUGUUACUUGAAGAAUAUAGCAGAUCUAGUUCUUGAUCAACCGUUGGUCAGUGAAGGGAUGACCAGGGAGCUUGAACUAUGGCCAAAGGAGCCUGUGCCGGCAUGGAGACCAGUUGGAGGAGACUUUUCCGUACGGUCGAACGGAGACUCCCCUUACCAAAUGAAAUGUAGGGUGAUAUAUGAGCAAAUCAUCUCAAUCGCCUCUUCGAUAAGAUCAAUUGGGGUUUCCUUUCGAGAACUAAGUGAUAAGAAAUAUGUCUCGGGUCUUCGACUCGUACUUACAAACAAUGAGGAGCUUAGACUGGGCUAUGUCCUUCCAUGUAAGGAGAAACACGUGGAGCUGAAAAGCGAAUGCUUUGACUUGAAUGGGUUCAUUGCCGCUGUCAGCCCUAGAGGUGUCAUGGCACUCCGUGUUGUGACCGGACAGGGAGAGAUAUCCAACUGGGUGGGCUUGUCAGAAGGCCUGCCGCAGACAGUCCGGCUGUGUACGAAGACGGCAAUCCACGCUUUGAAAUGUUCCUUCGAUGGCUUCAAAAUGGUGUCUUUAGCUGUUCCCACCGAGCUUCAGCCGCUCUUCCCUGACGAUACCAGAGGUGAACACCUACCCCUGCGAACUACAGGACUUUGGUAUCCAGGGAUCCCUCCCUCGUCCUACCAUCUCCACGACGAUGUAUUCACCGGUCGAAACAUCCCUCUCCUUGACUACCGUCCACUUGUGCAUGUCAUGUUUGGUGGAAGACGGGGCAACCUCCUUAAGUACCUAACCCGUAUCUCAGUUACAGUGUCCAACGCAGCAAUCGUGGGGAUAGACUUCUUCUACACAGAUGAUUCCCCCGUAAAGCGUCUCCAAGCUUGUCCCUCAACAGAUAGCAGGGACGACUCUGUCAAAAUCCCCUUCCUGAUCGAUGGACCAGGGGGUGAACGGUUAACAAGUCUCCAAUCGGACGGCGAUUUCCUCCGAGCGUCCGCUGGCUACGGGUCGUACAGAAUAAAAAUAACGUCACUAAAGGUAAACCAAACCCACCAUUGCAACUACCAGCGCAUGUGUGGACUACAGAUCCAGCUCCCCACCGUCAACUGGGACAUCACAUACAAGCAACCCAUGAACAUCUCCCUCAACGAUAGCCAAUCUAGAUAG